AUGGCUGGCCAACACAUCCUUCCUCAAGCUUUGUAUCAGAGCAAUAUGCUGAAAGCCAUGAAGAUCAGAGAGAGGACACCUGAAGAUCUGGUCAAGCCCCCCAGUGGAAUAAUUCACCACUUCAGGACUAUGCACAGAUACACCAUAGAAAUGUUCAGAAUGUGCCAGUUUUGCCCUCAGUUUCGGGAAACACUUCAGAAGGCCCUGACUGACCAGGCCACCCAGGCUUCACUGGAGCGCCACAGGAAGCUCAACUGGUGCAUGGAAGUUCGGAGACUGGUCCCUUUGAAGACUAAUGGUGAUGGAAAUUGCCUCAUGCACGCUGCAUCGCAGUACAUGUGGGGUAUUGAAGAUAUUGACCUUGUCCUAAGAAAAACUUUGUUUAGCGCACUCAGGGAGGUUGACACACGGAACUUCAAGCUGCGCUGGCAGCGGGAGGCUAUUAAAUCCCAGGAGUUUGUAGAAACAGGACUGCACUAUGACACCCGGAACUGGGAGGAGGAGUGGGAAUACCUCAUUGAAAUGACCUCCCCAGAAACAUCUGGGGCUCGAAACAGGCUUCCAUAUAAUGCACUGGAAGAAAUCCACAUCUUUAUCCUUGCUAACAUCCUCAGAAGGCCAGUCAUUGUUCUUGCAGAUAAAGUAGUGAGAAGUUUGGAGUCAGGCUCCAGUUUUGCUCCUCUGAACGUUGGUGGCAUUUACUUGCCUCUCCUUUGGCCAGCUGAAGAAUGCUACAGAUACCCAAUUGUGCUUGGCUACGACAAUAUGCAUUUUACACCACUCGUGACUCUGAAGGACAGCGGGCCAG
Messenger RNA from Mesitornis unicolor (brown roatelo), 808 nucleotides. RefSeq names its product tumor necrosis factor alpha-induced protein 3-like. Gene Ontology annotation, molecular function: cysteine-type deubiquitinase activity; K63-linked polyubiquitin modification-dependent protein binding. The annotation marks the transcript as partial. Gene Ontology annotation, biological process: protein K33-linked deubiquitination; cytoskeleton organization; protein K29-linked deubiquitination. Lineage: Eukaryota; Metazoa; Chordata; Aves; Mesitornithiformes; Mesitornithidae. The record is from RefSeq and is a predicted model, not a curated record. The transcript has 4 exons. Gene Ontology annotation, cellular component: nucleus; cytoplasm.